AUUGUCUCACAGUUGUUCUUAUAUAUAUCUCCUGCACCUUCCAAUAUGAUACUAUCUCAAACCAUGGCUUGCAGAAACAUUAUGUCCAUUUUAUCCACCAUGCAGACACAGAAACUUUACACUACGAAAAAACAAAGUCAUCCUGAAAAGAGGAUUUCUACCUAUAAACCAAACACUUGGAAAUAUGAUCAUCUGCUUUCUCUUACAAGUCAAUAUUCUGAAGAGAAGUACAAAGUUCAAGCUGAGAAGCUAAAAGAGGAAGUGAGUUGCACAUUUUCAAACACUCAUGACCCAAUGGCCCUUCUAGAGCUUAUAGACAGAAUUGACAAGCUUGCCCUCAGUGGUUACUUCGAGGAUGAAACCAAGGAAGCUUUGGAAAAGAUUGUUAUGUGCAUGAAUAGUGGUGUUAAUUAUUCAAGCUCAAAGGAGGAGGAUCUCUAUGCCACUGCAUUGUGCUUCAGGCUCCUCAGGGAACAUGGCUACCAUGCUUCACAAGAUAUGUUAAAGGACUUCUUCGAUGGCAAAGGGAAACUCGUGACAAAGAAAGUCUCAGAUAUCAAAACAUUAUUGGAGCUUUUGGAAGGAUCAUAUCUGAGCAUGGAUGGUGAAAAUUUACUAAACGACAAAAACCUCAAGAGUAUUUUAUCUAUAUCACCGGAUAUUGACAGUUUUACUAAUAGCUUGAAUUAUCCGUUGGCAAGAAGAGUAAGAUGGUAUGACGUUAGAAAACACAUAUAUGCCCAAGAUGUACUAGAAGGCAACAAUAAUCCAAUGUUGCUCAAGUUAGCAAAACUUAACUUCAAUAUAAUUCAAGCCACGCACCAAAAAGAUCUCAAAGAUGUAAUCAGAUGGUGGAGGAAUCUUUCCAUAGUUGAAGAUUUGUACUUUACAAGGGACAGGAUAGUAGAAAGCUUCUUCUACGCUGUAGGAAUUGCCUCUGAGCCUCAACAUGGAAGCAUGAGAAAAUGGCUCACCAAAGUGAUUCAAUUAAUUUUAAUUAUAGAUGAUGUUUAUGAUAUUUACGGUUCAUUAGCUGAUGUGCAGAAAUUUACUCGUGCCAUAGAGAAGUGGGAUGCAAAUGAAGUACAACUGUUACCAGAGUGUAUGCAGAUCUGUUUCAGAGCAUUGGAUGAUACAAUGCAAGAGAUAUCGUUUGAAAUUCAAGAACAAAAGUGUGGAUCCUCAGCAUUACCUUAUCUGAAACAAGUGUGGGUCAACUUCUGUAAAUCAUUGCUGGUGGAAGCUAUGUGGUACCGCAAAGGCCAUAUACCAACACUUGCAGAGUAUCUUGAUAAUGGGUUGAUCUCAUCCUCCGGUCCAUUGCUCUCCUUUCAUGUGAUGUUUGGUCUGACAAAUGAAAUAAUAAGUGAAAGGCUUGAUUUAUGCGCAAAUUUCCAAGAAAUUGUUUACCACACUUCAAUUAUAAUUCGACUUUGCAAUGACCAGGGUACCUCAGCGGCGGAACUAGAGAGAGGUGAUGUUGCUUCAUCAAUUUUAUGUUACAUGCAAGAGGAAAAUGUGUCAGAGGAUGUAGCUAGAGAGCAUAUCGAAAGCAUAAUCUUGGAUUCCUGGAAGAAGAUCAAUUACCAUUUUAGUACGCUUUCUACAUCACAUAGGAAACUUGUUAAGCAUGUAAUAAACGAGGCACGAAUGGCCUAUGUCAUGUACCAAUUUGGGGAUGGAUUUGGGGUUCAAGAUGGCAAAACUCGGGAUGAGGUCCUGUUCAACUUGUUUGAACCCAUUACAUAAUCUCAAAUUAAGAAAUUAAACUUGAAGUUGUCGACU
This is a messenger RNA of Lycium barbarum (goji berry), 1785 nucleotides long. RefSeq names its product alpha-farnesene synthase-like. The transcript is spliced from 9 exons. Gene Ontology annotation, biological process: diterpenoid biosynthetic process. Lineage: Eukaryota; Viridiplantae; Streptophyta; Magnoliopsida; Solanales; Solanaceae. The record is from RefSeq and is a predicted model, not a curated record. Gene Ontology annotation, molecular function: magnesium ion binding; terpene synthase activity. The coding region runs from base 46 to 1749 and encodes 567 amino acids.